UUUUUACCAAUUUAAGAAUACGGCUGUAACCUAGCCUAAUGUGGAAAAAGUCAAGGGUUCUGAAUACUUUCCGAAGGCACUGUAUUUAGUAGGCCUAUACUAAAUACAUGCUGAUUGCUACAAUCCUGGAAAAAAAGUAGUUUGUAAUUUUAAGCAGAAUAUUGAUCUUGUGUUUUUUGUGCACCUAUGCAGAAAUAAAAUGUUAUUGACAUAUCAAAUGUCAACCCUCCAUACGCACACCCACACAUUGCUUUGUGUCAGGAGGAUGUCAGAUCCUUUGGCGUCACAGGAAGCUACUAGAGACAUAAAAACCAGUCCUCAUCCAGUGAGCCUCUGUCUUGUUUCUAUCUACCCUUUGGACACAUCUGCGUAAAUGGAAUUGAACAACAGAGCAGAGGAGUGAGACAUAUUCUCUUUCAAUAAGCCUAUAGAGCCAUACAGACAUAUACUGUAGCUAGAGAACAGCUGGUCAUGGGGAAUUUCCCCGUCAAAGUUCGAUCCAGUAUGCCAACCCUUGAGAAUCCAACUGAACCUGCAAUGUCAGACAAUAACAGGCCCAUGGUGGUGUCCCUUUAUGACUUCCCCUCCCAAGAUCCCUUGGAAUCCAGCAUCCGCAUGGGGGAGAGGCUCACUGUGUUGUCAGAUGAUGGGGAUUUUUGGAUGGUGCGAUCCACAACAACAGGCAAUGAGAGUUACAUCCCCAGCCACUACACUGCCAAAGUAAUAAACAGGUGGCAGUAUAAUGGCAUCAGCAGGUUAAAUGCAGAGGAGCUGCUGCUGAUGCCACACAAUUACACAGGGGCUUUCCUGAUACGACAGAGUCAGACAAACACAGACAGCUAUUCGCUCUCGGUCCUUGGGAGGACCGACUCCUCGUACAUGGGCACAGUGAAACACUACCGCAUCCGUCGCCUCCAAAACGGCUGGUUCUACAUCUCCCCCAGCCUCACCUUCUACACCCUGGGCCAAUUGGUGGAACACUACUCUGAGUCAGCAGAUGGGUUGUGCUGUUUACUGAGGGAGCCUUGCAUCAUCCAAGGCUCAAACAAUACUACUAUGACUAGACCGUACCCCAAAGCUAUCAGGAGGCCCACCCUCAACUGGAAGGACGUAGACAGCUCAUUGAUCUUCAGUAAGGGCAGAGUGGAUUCAGAGGACUCUCUGGUGAGCAAGGGGCUGAGGGAGGCCAUGAGCUCAUACCUCUACAUGACAGAGGCCAGCUGCCAGGACUGUGGCAAACACUGGGAUACCUGAUGAGAGGGAAGACUGAGAGUAAAAUAAUAAUACUGUCUGGUCUGCCGCUGCCGCUGCCCCGGUCCAACGGUACUAGUCCAGAAAGGGUGACCUAAACAAAAGCAUAGAGGAAGUUAAAAAGAAGUAAGCCUACCAUUUACCACCACAAUGAAAACUACAAGCACAAUUCAUGUCUUGAUGGUAAAAUGUGGGUUUGGGUUCAGGUAGCCACAAGGAGCCGUGUUACUUGGCACUUCUAAUGCUACUGGUUCUUGUUCUCAAGAGCACAUUUCACAAGGUGAAACCUAUGAUUUUUAUAUAUAUAUAUAUAUAUAUA
Messenger RNA from Oncorhynchus mykiss (rainbow trout), 1570 nucleotides. Its product is annotated as src-like-adapter 2. Gene Ontology annotation, molecular function: protein binding. The record is from RefSeq and is a predicted model, not a curated record. NCBI's taxonomy places the organism in Eukaryota, Metazoa, Chordata, Actinopteri, Salmoniformes, Salmonidae.